AUGAGUGCUGCUGAAGACUUUGGCCAUCGAGGUACUCAGGGAUGCUUGUUUGUUUCUGCAGCAGCCAAGAGUUUAAGACCUGACCGCCAAACCAUGCCAGGAGCUGGGCCAGCUUUAAUGCAGUGCGAGGAGGCACACAUGCGGCAGCAUAAAGUACAAGGACAAAGAAAUUUGCAUCCACAUUUAGAUACAUUCAGAAUGUUGUGUGGUGGGAAAAAAUCUUUCUUUGCUGCUGCUGUGUGCAUUAUUACUCUAACUUCAAUGGUCACAGUUUCUUAUCUUAGGUUACAAAGACUUUCUCACCAGCCAAAAGUAAUUCAAGAAUGUAGCAGGUGUGCAGGGAAAGUUACCAAUAGCACAAUAACAGCAUUAGAAGGGAACAAAACUUUUAUUAUAUCCCCAUACUUUGAUGACAGAGAAAGCAAAGUCACCCGUGUGAUUGGGAUUGUUCACCAUGAAGAUGUAAAAGAACUGUACUGCUGGUUCUGCUGUCAGCCCAAUGGAAAGAUUUAUGUAUCAAAAGCAAAAAUCAAUGUUCACUCAGAUAGAUUUGGAUUCCCUUACGGUGCAGCAGAUAUAGAUUGUUUGGAACCUGAAAACUGUGAUCCAACACAUGUAUCAAUUCAUCAGUCUCCACAUGGAAAUAUUGACCAGCUGCCAAGGUUUGAAAUUAAAAACCGCAAGGCUGAGACCUUUUCUGUUGACUUCACUGUAUGCAUCUCUGCCAUGUUUGGAAACUACAACAAUGUCUUGCAGUUUAUACAGAGUAUGGAAAUGUACAAGAUUCUUGGAGUACAGAAAGUGGUGAUCUAUAAGAACAACUGCAGUCAUCUAAUGGAGAAGGUCUUGAAGUUUUAUGUAGAAGAAGGAACUGUAGAGAUAAUUCCCUGGCCAAUAAACUCAUACCUCAAGGUUUCUUCUCAAUGGCACUUCAUGCAAGAUGGAACACACAUUGGCUACUAUGGACAAAUC
Molecule: messenger RNA, 972 nt
Organism: Acanthisitta chloris (rifleman)
Lineage: Eukaryota; Metazoa; Chordata; Aves; Passeriformes; Acanthisittidae
Exons: 2
Source: RefSeq, a predicted model, not a curated record